This is a messenger RNA of Darwinula stevensoni, 357 nucleotides long. NCBI's taxonomy places the organism in Eukaryota, Metazoa, Arthropoda, Ostracoda, Podocopida, Darwinulidae. The record is from the annotation of a GenBank genome assembly.
AUGUUAAACUAUCAGGAGAAGGCGCGGAGCUACGACAAAAUUAGGCAAUGGAGGAGGAGGAGGAGGAAAAUCUGCAAGUGGAACACAAGGGGUUCCAGGAACCACCGCUGCGCCACCAGCAGCAAGCAACAAAGGUCUACAAACAAGCGGUACCACUGGAGGAACGAGAAGCACCACACGGGGAACAUCGGGAGGCCGCACAGGAGGCACUACAAAGGCCACAACAUGAAGCAGUUCAGGAAGCAUGAAAGGAGGAACAACAAGAACCACUACACGAGGCACAACAAAAGUCAUUACAAGGAGACCUUCAGGAGCCAUCACAGAAAGCCCAACCCAGAGCACCACUAAAAUAUCAAC